UUGAAGGAGACGGAAACGCACGAGCGAGCAGCGCGUCACAUGAACCGGGAAACACUCGUUGAUCCAGCGGCUCCAGAGGCUUCACCUACCCGGCUCAAGGCUCCUCGUCCCCGGGUUCUAUCGGUUCUUCUAUCCGGGCUACAGCUGCUCUUCUCCCAAGGCUUCAGGCUCCACUUCGCGGGCUCAAGCGGCUCCUCGCCCCGGGUUCUACCGGCUCCUCUCCUCGGGCUCCAGGCUUCUCUUCCCCGGACUCCAGCUGCUCUCUCCCCGGGCUCCAGGCUUCACUUCCCCGGGCUCAGCCGCUCUCCAGCGGCAGCAGGACGUUAGCAUGAUGGCGGUGCUGGGCAGCGCCGGUCGCUUCCUCCACAUUGUCAGGAGCAGCGUCGGUCUGAGUGUGAGGAGCCGCUCCAGCGCUGCUGCGUUAGCACAGGCUGCAACCCCAGAGACAGUGGAGAACAGGAAACCGAAGACGGGCAUCCUGAUGCUGAACAUGGGAGGACCCGAGAAACUGGAAGACGUCCACGACUUCCUGCUGCGACUCUUCUCAGACACGGACCUGAUGAAACUCCCUGUGCAGAGUACACUCGGUCCGCUCAUCGCCAAGCGCCGCACGCCAAAGAUCCAGGAGCAGUACAGUAGGAUCGGAGGAGGCUCGCCCAUCAAACACUGGACCUCCAUGCAGGGGGAGGGGAUGGUGAAGCUGCUGGACGAGAUGAGCCCAGAGUCGGCUCCUCACAAGUUCUACAUCGGGUUCCGGUACGUUCACCCGCUGACGGAGGAGGCCAUCGAGGAGAUGGAGAAGGACGGAGUGGAGAGAGCAGUGGCCUUCACACAGUAUCCUCAGUACAGCUGCUCCACCACAGGAAGCAGUCUGAACGCCAUCUACCGUUACUACAGCAACAGAGGGGACAGACCCAAGAUGCGCUGGAGUGUCAUCGACCGCUGGCCCACACACCCACUGCUGGUGGAGUGUUUUGCAGAACACGUCAGUAACGAGCUGCUGAAGUUUCCAGAAGAGAAGAGAGACGACGUGGUGAUUCUGUUCUCGGCUCACUCGCUGCCCAUGGCUGUCGUAAACAGAGGUGACCCGUAUCCUCAGGAAGUGGGAGCCACAGUUCAGAGAGUCAUGGAGAGACUGGGACACUGUAACCCGUACAGACUGGUGUGGCAGUCCAGAGUGGGACCGAUGGCGUGGCUCGGCCCUCAGACCGACGACGUGAUCAAAGGUCUGUGUGAACGGGGAAAGAAGAACAUCCUGCUGGUUCCCAUCGCCUUCACGUCCGACCACAUCGAGACGUUACACGAGCUGGACAUCGAGUAUGGACAGGUGCUGGGGGAGGAGUGCGGUGUGGAGAACAUCAGGAGAGCGGAGUCGUUGAACGGGAAUCCUAUCUUCAUGAGGGCGCUGGCUGACCUGGUCCAGUCCCACCUGAAGUCCAACGAGCCGUGUUCCCGUCAGCUGACCCUGCGCUGCCCGCUGUGCGUCAACCCCACCUGUGGAGAGACCAAGGCCUUCUUCGCCAGCCAGAAACUCUCAUAGAAACACACACACACACACACACACACUGACGUGCAGCAGGGACACCUGUGAACAUCAGGCCUUCGACAAACAGGAGCUUCUCUCGUGUCUCUGCAGCAGGAGUCCGUGGGAAAAUGUGAAGAACAGAACAAAUAGUUUCUGCAAAUACGUUGAGACGUUAGUUGUUGUAGCUGCAGGUUGGAGGAGAGCAGCCGUCGGCUCUUAUCUCGAUGGUUCAACAGAUUCAAGCAACUGAAUUUAGGUUAUUUUAAGUUUGAGUGCAGGACUUAUUAUUAGAUUAACUAAAACUCUGCACUUAAAUAUGUUGUUGUUGCUCCAGCUUCAGCUCUUCUGCUUGAGCUCCUCUAGUCUCCUCGUCCCCAACCGCUAAAAUGCACAUUGUGGUGAUGAAGAAAUUAAAUUGUCCCGCCUGAUUGUUGUCAGUGCGGUACCUUCACUUCAAUGGGGAAGAAAGUCUAGAAGAGAAGAGCUAAAGCUGGAGGAAAUCGAUCCAGGUAAAUGAGUGUAAGCGCAGGGUGUUGAGUGAAAGCAUUAAUAAGUCCUGUUCUCAAACUGAAAGAACACGCUCGAUAAUAAAGAAACGUUUAAAUUGAAAUGAUAGUAAGAGAAACUGUGGGGAUUUGCAGAAACUAUUAGUCGAGCGUUAGCUUCGAGAGACGAACUGUCGCUCUCCAGAAACUGUUCAUGUCUCACCUCAGCUACAUCGAAACAGGCUUUGCACUACUUUAUUUUUUAACGUUUCGUGGCUAACAUUCCGUUCACACACCCCCUGCAAACCUCUAUCAGAGACCCUGUUUCACUUCCCUCUGGUGCUCAAUCAAUCGCACAUGGGAUCUGGUUGGUUGGCCGUUCCUCUUCCUCACCAUCUCAGCUUCACGUCACCGGCCCUCGUGCUACUAACCCCGCCCAUCCUGCUGAAAUCCUUGCAAUGUGAUUGGUGGAGGUGGGUGGUGCUCGACUGCUUCUGCCGACUUAAAAUAAUUCAUGAGAUUUUUCCUGUUCCUGUCACGACGCACAGAUUUAUUCAUGUGAACGUUGGCGUCUGUCACUGUGUCGUUCCUCCUGAAGAGCGCAAACGAGUAAAAAGAGGCCACGCAUUAUUUCUACUAUGAUCAGAGAGAAGCUGUCGGUCAGCUGAGGUUUUACGAUAAAGUGUUUCGUAACGUUGGUUUACUCACAAGGAGAAUUUCACUGCGGAACACAAAUUCAUUAACAUGUUUGUUAAAGUGCUGUUGGAUUUUUUUUCCUGUUUACGCUAAUAAAAGAUCACAUGAUUAAAAGGGAAAUGUUACGUUCAGGCCAGAUGUCAGUGAAACCCGAUCACUAAACUUAGAUGCACAAAGUGGAUUCCAGAGAAGAAGGUAAAUUAAUUGUUGUAUUAAAACAAACUUACCGUCAUCUCUUUAUUUUCAUUUUUCGAGUGCAAGCGGACAGAGAAUCAACCGGUUAUGAAUCUGAAAGUAAAGUCACUGAUGUAAUUAGCAGUGAUGAUGUGUAUCUGUACACGUGAUGAGAAGAAAUGCAAAGGAAUUCUUUAUGAAUGCAACACUGUGCCAGCCCAAAUUAAUCAAUCCCUGUGUGUGUCUGUAGAGGGCGCUGUCGUUGAGUUAAAGUUGCGUGUUGUUGCUUUAAAUGUGAUGACGGUCCCUCACUUUGCAAUUCUCAGGAUUUAAAGUUCAAACUAAUGACCUCAUUGUGUGAUGUCAGUGUCGAUUAUCAGCUUCCUCUUCACGAUGCUCAGAGUCAAGGCUACGAAAUAACGUCGAACGAAAAGUGAGAAAAUCCGAGCAAACAUCCGUAGCUUCCACUCCGAGUAGAACACAAUGUUAUCGUACGAGUAAAGAAACAGACGACUGACUCUCUGUGACGGUGAAAAGGGAAAAUCUUUGUACCGAUGGUCAUGGGUCCUUCAGACGCUCUCCAGUAGGUGGCGCUUCAUGGAAUUCUCAGAUGUCAUGAAAGACACUCGGAGCCUCAAGGCUAAAAUCAAUCACUACUUUCCAUCUCAGACGCUUAUCUAAUACUUAUUGAUAAUGGAAUAGAUGUAUGAUUUAAUAAAGUAUUUAGCUAUAGAGGCUUCGGACGAACAGUUUUCAGUUGUAGGCGUUUAGAUGAAAAAUAAGGUUUUUACCAUUAAAUCACAAAAUAUGUUAGGUUAAAAAAUGUCGUCACUUUCUGCAGGAAAAGCAUAAAAACAUAAACCACAGGGGAGUUAAAUCUGAAAUAAACUUUUUGUUCUCGUCUCGAGUUAGAACUGACGUGUAAGAGUUUAGCUUCAGCGUUGACAGAUUUCCCAGGAUGCAGUCUGUUUGUUGUCAUACCUCCUGAAACUCGGUGCAGUGAAAAAUCUGCUGUUUUUAUUUCAUCGCUGGUCCUUCAGCUCCAGAACAUGUCUCUUAGGUUGCUGGGUUGAUUCCCAAACGCUGCCCCGGCCCCUCGGGACGAGGCUCUGAUAAUGUGUAAACCAUCAAAGUGAAAUCUUCCACUGUUCACGGGGAGUAACUCGACCUCUGACCUUGCCCCCCUAUCUCUUGCUGUUUAAGUUUUCUUACUCCAUGACGAUGUGCCUUUACACUGGCUGAUUAGAAAUACAGGACUUUGUGCUUUAUGUACGUUUCAUAUGUGCUUAACCAAACGCUGCCGGGAGAAAUCCAGCCUGAAGUCUGACUUCACACGUUGCUGCUGGGAUCUGAGUCCAUGGCGGCGCCUCAAAGACCCCAGUGAGUUUUAGAUCCACGCUGGUUUCAUGACUUCUGUGGACAGAAAGAGAAUCCAAGUCUCUCAGGAUGAAGAAGAGGAGCAGUGCUGCCGCUCCACAGGCUCCGCCCCUCCCCUGACUGGUCCCACAUGUUCCUGUCGAGGACCAGUCAGACGCAGACGAGCUCCAGAAACGAUUUCUCCGAUGUGUUCUGGAGCUAAAACCAACAGUUGGUGGUUUUGUUGUUGCUCAAAACCUUCAAACACGAAUCAGUUUGACAAAAGAAAAACAGAAAUAGAAAUUUGUCUCUUCACUGAAACUGUGACAACGGAAGAAGUCCAGUUUGUUGAAGUCAGUUCGGCUGCUUUUUCCUGCACAAACGUGUUUUCUGUAUUAUUUUGAAUUAUUUGGUGUGUGUUUUUGACGACUCUGUUGAGUGUGUAGCUGAGGGUUUGUUGUGGGAAGCUUCUGUCGUGUGUGUGUGUGUAUCAAACAAAGAAGCCUCAGCUCCAGUAUAUUUUGGGUUGUUUGGAUUUAUUUAUUUCCGUUUGUUUUCUUCGAUGUGCACAGAGUGUCUCCUCUGUUCUGUCUCUUUGUUUAUUUGAGAGACAUGAUGCUAACAGUGCGAUGACGUCCAACCAAGAGUCUUCCUGCUUAAUAAAAUAUUAUAAAGACAGAAUGGCUUCUGCUCUG
Molecule: messenger RNA, 4931 nt
Organism: Platichthys flesus (European flounder)
Lineage: Eukaryota; Metazoa; Chordata; Actinopteri; Pleuronectiformes; Pleuronectidae
Gene: fech
Product: ferrochelatase
Exons: 11
Coding region: 329-1540 (403 amino acids)
Biological process (GO): heme biosynthetic process
Molecular function (GO): protoporphyrin ferrochelatase activity
Source: RefSeq, a predicted model, not a curated record